Molecule: messenger RNA, 3903 nt
Organism: Papaver somniferum (opium poppy)
Lineage: Eukaryota; Viridiplantae; Streptophyta; Magnoliopsida; Ranunculales; Papaveraceae
Exons: 3
Coding region: 496-2712 (738 amino acids)
Biological process (GO): regulation of gene expression
Cellular component (GO): peroxisome
Molecular function (GO): RNA nuclease activity
Source: RefSeq, a predicted model, not a curated record
AGCUAAUAAAGACCGGAAUCUUCAAGACGCUUUCGGAUACAGAAUCUAAAGAGUCUUCGCCGUAUAAAUUGGAUUCCAAAUCACUCAUGAUUAUUUCAGGAAUUUUCUUUGGGCCUGGUUAUAAAUAGUCAUGUUUUUCUCUCUUCUGACUCAAGUCAAUCAAGAAGCAGCCGGUCAGUCUCCUUGCCUCUUCCUCUUCUAUUCUAUUCAGCAGUUUCCUCUAGAUCUGCUUGCCUACAUGUCCCAUUCCCACUUUUCAACCACUCUAUAGUCUAUCCUCCUCCUCCUCGUUUCUCUCUCCCCAAAUCCAAUCUUCUCUUCUUCUUCUUAUAUCUUCUUCUGAGAGAAGAUUCAGGAGAUCAUCAGUAGUAGUAGUACUAGUUUUUUUUCUUUCUUUGUUUUGCUUUUUGAAUUAUGGAUUUGGUUGUUGAUGAUAAAAGAAUUAACAAAAUCAUCUAAAAAAAAUCGAAUUAGACGACGACGGCAGCGGCCGCGAUGGGAGGAGAGGUGGUUAUUGAAGGAGGUGCGGAAGCACAAUAUGUGAAUGCAAAGACAUCAGUAUGGUGGGAUAUAGAGAAUUGUCAUGUACCUAAAGGAUGUGAACCACAUGCGAUUGCACAGAAUAUAAGUUCUGCUCUUAUUAAGAUGAAUUAUUGUGGAGCGAUUUCUAUUUCUGCUUAUGGUGAUACUAAUCGGAUACCUAUGUCUGUUCAACAUGCUCUUUCCUCCACUGGAAUCACUCUCAAUCAUGUUCCUGCUGGUGUGAAGGAUGCUAGUGACAAAAAGAUUCUUGUAGAUAUGUUGUUUUGGGCGGUGGACAAUCCUGCACCCGCAAAUUACUUGUUGAUAUCCGGUGAUCGGGAUUUCUCGAAUGCGCUCCAUCAAUUACGUUUAAGGAGGUAUAAUAUUCUUAUAGCACAACCAAUGUGUGCGUCUGCACCACUUCUUGCUGCGGCAAAGAGUGUUUGGCUUUGGACAAGCCUUUUAGCAGGAGGACCCCCACUUAAAAGUGGGGAAGCAUCACAGUUGAUUAGUAAUGGGAAUAGCUUAGGGAACACGGAUACACACAAAAACAAUAGUUCUGAAGACCCCUUGCAGAUAAACGACCAUGUAGAUCAUUCAUCCGAAAACUUUUAUGCAGAAGACCAGAACUCUUUUAGGAAUGCUGGGGGUGUUGAUUACAAUAAAAAUAAAGGGAAACAAGUUAGGAGGAACCCUAGUCAGCCAAAUAUGUCUAGAACGUCUAGUGUCCCGGUUGGUGUACAGGAAGGUCACUAUAGUAAUGGAGGUUACCCCCAACGUGGAUAUCCACAGACAAAGCCACAUAAGGAAGCUCCUCAUGAGUUCUUCGGUGCUAAUAGGCCCAAAUCUUUUUCAAGUGGGUCUAUUCCCAAUGUCAGUCAACCUAAUUCCGUUCCAUCUCAUGGGUCUGUGCUCGGUUCCAAUCCAGCUAAUCCUGCUCCACAUGAGUUCUACAGUGGUGUCAAUAAUCCUAGACCCUUCAUGAAUGGGCCUAUUCCCAGUUUUAGUCAAGCUAAUCAUAAUCCUAUUUGGAAUAACGGGAGUAACUAUCCUAGCAGUCACCAGCAUCACUAUCCCCAACAACAAAGACUGAAUAACUUUCCGUAUCCUUCAAACUUUGGUCCCCCAAGUUUCCAUCCACAUGGUCCACAUCCAGUACCUCCUAGAACUAAUGUACACACCAUUCCUUCAGGUCCUCCUACAAAUAUUCCUGAAUUUAAAUUAAGUAUUUCUGAAAACCGCAACAAUACACAGUAUCGUCCCACUGGCAUCCAGCCAGAGCCAAAAUCACAUUCUAAGGUGGAUUCUGCAAACCCAAACAUGAAUGUACCACAUCUAUCUAUGGUGCAGAACACCUCCAGUCAAGCCUCUGCCCCCUCGUCUUCUACUGCGACUGCUAACAGCCCUCCGGAGAAUAACUCGUGCGGGGUUACAGGAAAGCGAGUGUUUUCGGAAUAUGAACAAGGUCUUGCAGGGAUUGUUAUACUUGCUUUGGCUACCUUAGAAACAGACAAGAUGCAACCAACUGAAAUGAAUAUAACUGAUUGUAUUCGCCAUGGUGAUCUUAAACACAGUAAUAUAGACGUUAAGAAAGCCCUAGAUUCUGCUAUUGAGCAAGAGGUGGUUGAAAAACAGACUGCUGGUGCCUCACAAUAUUAUGUUCCUAAAGGUAAGAAGGUCUGGGGAUGCAUGAAUCCCCUAGGUGGCAGUCUCAAACAGUACCCAAAACCUUUAUGGGACGGAAUCCAGAAAUUUCUUACAUCUCCUGACGGGCGGUCUAAAAUUAUGGCUACUCAAAGCAGGUAUGAAGCGGCCACUGUUCUAAAGAACGAGUGCUUGAAAGAUCUUGUUUUGGUUCAAAUUAUUCAAAUUCUGACUAUGUUAAUCAACGUCAAGAGGUGGAUUAUAACUCAUGCUUCUUCAGGUUGGCAGCCAGUUAGUAUCACUCUAAAAGAGAUCAGCACUGAUUCACAUCCCAAGACAGCUCAGGUAUCAUUAAAUUGGAAACCAGUUAAUAAUACCCCUAAAGGGACUAAUGGAGAAUCAACUCAAGUAUCAUUGAAUUGGCAGCCAGUUAAUACUACCCCUAAAGAGACUAACGGGGAACCAACUCAAGUAGCAUUGUGGCAGCCAGUUAAUAAUACCCCUAAAGAGACUAAUGAGGAAUCAACUCCCAAGAUUGGGGCUUGAUUCGGUUCGAUAUUAGUACUAGCAAGGGACCUUGGAAGCAAAACAAAUUACUACGGUACAUUUGACAUCUUAGGUGGGUCUCUUUGGAAAUUAAAUUUUAUAGUUUGUUUAGUCUAUUUUAAGUAGGAAGGAAUGUCGGAGCCGUCAUCGUCUUUAUGUGGUGAAGCAAGGGAGCAGGUAUGCUGCACGUUUCAAAUAUCUGAAAGGGUGAAAUGUUUUACAGAUAUUUUAGGUUACUUUGAACAGAGUAUACUUUACACAAGAAUGGAAAAGGUACAUUCUCCUUUGCACUAGAUAGUUCUCCAUUCUCGAAAUCUGAUCUAUCGACUUAUUUUAGGUCUGCAAAAAUGGGUUUUAGCCUGUAGUGCAGGAUUUUUUCAGAAUCAAGGACGUAUUAGAAUAAUUUGUCGGAAAAUAUGCUACUUAUUCAGUUUAUAAAGCAUCACGGAUACCUGUCUCACAAGGAACUAGUUUUAUCAUCAAAACCAAUCAAGCAAAGGAUAGCUCGUAAACUCUAUCCUGUAUAAUUUAUUAUCUUAGCAAGAUGCGUCACUGUGGGAAGAAGGUUUUUUUCCGGUAUUCAAAUUAUGUCACUACUAAGGGAAGAUGAUGUUUCGAAGUUCAUUGUGCCAGAGGGAUAAAGUAGGUAGCAUGACGAAUUGUUUCUGUUACCAAGGGAAGAAGGUUUGUUCUGGUAUUUUAUCUAAAGAGAAGAUGGUUUGAAGUUCAUGGAUUGUGCUGGACUCGGAGGAAGUAGGAAGGUGACAAACUAUUCUAAUCAUUGGGAUCUUUGAAAAUGGUGAUAAAAAAAGCAGUGCACAAGUGGCAUUGUCAACUGUCAUCUCAAGCGUUAUUAUUCGUGUAUGACUUGGCCAUUCUGAACCAAGAUUUUAUGUUUCUCUUGUUAUCGCUUUUAUAAUCCCACUUGCCGCCCAUACCUCGAUUGUCAUUGAUUGUUCAUUUCAAACAGGAAGCCUAUUGUCCCUAUGAAAUUGCAUUAUUUUUUUGAAUGGAAGGAAGUGAACCAGUGACCUCCAUCAAUAUAAUAAAGUGGUUUUGUGUUGUCACUUUCUUCGCAUCCACGUUGCCUGCGAAAGUGAACCAGAAUUAGAAUUAUUGAUUAUAUAGGAUCACUGUAUUAUCUUGUGUUGUAAUUCGAAAUGAAUAAAAUAAAUUAAAUCUUAUUUGAAU